Messenger RNA from Symbiodinium sp. CCMP2456, 1377 nucleotides. NCBI's taxonomy places the organism in Eukaryota, Dinophyceae, Suessiales, Symbiodiniaceae. The record is from the annotation of a GenBank genome assembly.
AUGGCUCCGUGGCAGACUGGUGGUUGUUGGCCGUGGGCGGGACCAGAAGGUAUCUGCAGCUCUCUGCCUGUCAGGUGCAGUCGAAGCCGCCGGGCGUCCCGGUCUGCUGCUACAGGAGCUACACCGCCCCGAAGCCGCAAGAUCCGAAGAGAUCCAGAAUUUUUCGAUGGCAAGUGCUGCUGGUCCAGAACCCUGCCAGUUGGAUUGAGGACCCACUCGCCACAGAGCAAAGAUCGCGACAACGCCGAAGUCUUAUCGACGCCAAGGCUUCCGGAUCUCCAGGAGCUGCCAAAGCUGCAGGCACACGUUUCUCUGUUUGGUUUUGUUGUUUGGGCAUGGGCGGCGCUCGGUUUGCUGCCCUUCGAGCAGCUGUGCACGGAUGAGACAGGCUUGCUCUUACCGCUAGCGCGCGAGGCGUUGUUCGACGACUUGGACGGUGACGAGGCCUACGGGCCAACCUCUGGAGCGCCCGGAGGUGCGACCAUGCUGGAUGCAGACAGCUCCAUCGACGAUUUCUUCGAUGAGAACCUGCGGACUGUGAACAUCGCAGAGCUGCGGGAAGCAGACUCCGCUGGCCACCCUGCAGUCCGCGUGCUGCGGCAGGCCUGCUGUGAGACGGGCUUCUUCCUCGUGAAAAGCCACGGGCUUUCUCAAGAUGUCCUCGAUGAGAUGUUUGACAUGGCCAAGGACUUUUUUCAGCUUCCGCUCGACGCGAAGCUCAAGCACAGCAGCUCCGAGACGAGCGGCUGGCGGGGCUACAACCCCUAUGGCAGCGGACAGAACUGCUCACUGAGCACCAAGCGUCCGGAGAGAAAAGAAACAUUCUAUUGCGGCGAGCCUCCAGGUGCUGCUGAAGGCAUACCUGAACCGCUGCCUGCUUUCUACGACAAGCUUCGACGUUUCCAUUCCUCCCUGCUGCAGCUGUCACGCGAGCUGCUCAGGGGCUUGAGCUUGGCGCUUGGGCUGCCGGCUGACCACUUCGAGCUCUGUGCAUUUCAGAAGCCCAUUGCGAAGGUGCUCCUCGCUUACUAUCCGCCUGCUGGAGAUGGAGACUCGUCUUGCGGUGCACACACCGACUGUGGGUUCUUGACUUUGGUUUGCCAAGACUCGGCGGAAGCCCAAGGUCUGCAGGUACAAAAGCCGGAUGGUUCCUGGCUUUCUGUGAAGACUGACCGGUACACCCCUGUGGCAAAUCUCGGCGAUCUAGCACAGAGAUGGACCAAUGAUGUGUUUCGAAGCUCUAUACAUCGCGUUCUGAAUGCUUCCACGGCCCCGCGCUGGAGUGUCAUCUUCUUCAACAAUAUGGAUGAGGAAGCAGAGGUGGAAUGUUUGGCCACCUGCGUGGACAGCGAGCGUCCCCGCAAGCAACUAGGAUGA